Messenger RNA from Nematolebias whitei (Rio pearlfish), 5251 nucleotides. RefSeq names its product alpha-2-macroglobulin-like protein 1. Gene Ontology annotation, cellular component: extracellular region. The coding region runs from base 168 to 4772 and encodes 1534 amino acids. NCBI's taxonomy places the organism in Eukaryota, Metazoa, Chordata, Actinopteri, Cyprinodontiformes, Rivulidae. The record is from RefSeq and is a predicted model, not a curated record. Gene Ontology annotation, molecular function: endopeptidase inhibitor activity. The transcript is spliced from 36 exons.
UGACAGACAAAGAGGGGGGCUGAAGUCGACGAGGUUCGGGUCUAUAAAAGGAGUUCUGCCCCGCGUGUUUGGACCAUAUCGCUCUCUGUCUGAGUCUGGACAACGAGCUGGUUCUUCUUCCUGCUCCUGGUUCUGUCCGCUCGGGUUGACCCGGCUCCACAGACAUCAUGGCACCUGCCCUGUGGAUCACAGCGCUGCUCGCGGCAGCCUUCAUGCUAACUGCGUCAUCAGGCGACAGCAACAACCCUACCUAUAUGGUGACGGUGAGCUCCCGUCUGAGAGGAGGGAAAGAGGAAAUCUUAUGUGCCCAGAUCCAGAAUCCUACAGGGGGCGUCGUUCUGAAUAUUUCUCUAAAUGUGGACUCAACUGACCAUGUCAUCCUGCAGGAGAGCAUCAACAAGGACUUUUACAGCUGCAUAAACUUUCAGGUGCCUGUGGUCCAAACUGAGACUGUGGCAACCAUCCAGAUAUCACUUCAGGGUGUGGGCGCCUCGAUGACCAAUCGCACUAAAGUCUUCAUUGAGCCAUCGGAUCUCAUCCACAUCAUUCAGACUGAUAAACCCAUCUACAAACCUGGACAAACCGUCAAGUUCCGGAUUGCUUCCAUGGAUGCCAACUUCCUCCCAGUACAGCAACUGUUUACAGAAGUGACGCUGCAGGAUCCAAAUUCCAAUCGCAUUGCCCAGUGGUCCAAUGUCGGCAAUGAUACAGAGGACAUGGUUAUCCUUGACUUUUCCCAUCCAACUAUUACUGAGGCACCACAAGGAAUAUAUGUGAUCAACGCUGUGACGGACGAAGGAAAAGUGAUAUCCCACAACUUCGAGAUCAAGGAGUAUGUUUUACCCAAAUAUGAGGUGAACGUUUACCUGCCCAGUGAGAUAACCAUCCUUGAUACAAAUUUCACAAUGAAGAUUUGUGGAAAGUACACAUAUGGAAAACCAGUCCUUGGUAGCAUAAAUGCAGAGAUUUGCAGACAAGCCUUCGGGUUUCUAGAAAUCCCAGGAAACAAUUUGUGCGAAAGCUAUACACAGACGACAGAUAAAAGUGGAUGUGUUACAGAAACUGUGAAUUUGGGCACAUUUUCCCUCAACUCAUAUGGUUACUCUGACAGUUUGGAGAUAAAUGCUGAGUUGGAGGAAUUUGGCACAGGGGUGACUCUUAAAGGCACAGGGACUGUCAGUAUCACCAGUGAGAUGAUGACCAUCUCCUUUGAAGACGUGCCUUCAUCAUACAAGCCUGGCAUUCCAUAUGAAGGAAAGAUCAAAGUGGUUGGUCCAGACAACAAACCUAUUUCUAAUCAGGUGGUCUACUUGUUUGUUGAAAAUGCUAAGAAGCUAACAGUCACCACAGACCUGAAAGGCAUUGUUCUGUUUUCUCUGGACACCACCUUCUGGACGGCCUCCGUGUCUCUGCGGGCUUCAACUACAGAAAGAACAGAAACUGAACCUUUUGUGCCCAACUUAAGAAGACCAGUCUAUGGGACGGCCUACCAGUAUGUGUCCCCUUUUUACUCCAAAAGCAAUAGUUUUUUGGAGCUCAAGCGGGUCGAUGGCGGGUUACCUUGUGACAAAAAUGCAACUUUGAAAGUUCAGUACAUCAUCCAGAAGAACGAGCUGACCGAUAAACGGACGACACUCGACUUCUUUUACCUGGUACUGGCCAAAGGAGUGAUUGUGCGUCAUGAUAGUGUUCCAGUGGCUGUUACAGCAGGAGAUGUCAACAAAGGACAGUUCAGCAUAACUCUUAGUCAAGUGAUAAACCUCGCACCAUUUGCUCAGAUGGUGGUUUAUACUGUGAUGCCAAGUGGAGAGAUAGUGGCUGACAGCCAGGACUUCCCUGUUCAGCUCUGCCUCAAUAACCAGGUAUCCCUGAAGUUUUCUGCCCCCCAGGAGCUUCCAGGAGAGCAAACUACACUGACCCUGAAGGCUCACCGCAAGUCCCUAUGUUCUGUCAGAGCCAUUGACCAGAGCGUCCUGCUGCUGAAACCCGAGGAGGAGAUCACUGUUGACUAUGUGUACAGCCAGCUGCCUGUGCAGAAGUUAUCAGGAUUCCCUUAUGAGGUGGAAGACUCUGAGGCAUUCCCUUGCUUUCCCAGGCCAUGGCCAUUCCCUAGGUUUGAAGUUCCAGCUGCAGCUGGGCCAGAGCCAACACCAAUGCCAACAUCAGGGCCAACGCCAAUGACUAUGCCAGAGCAAACACCAGUGACGACGUCGGGGCCAACACCAAUGACGAUGCCAGAGCAAACACCAGUGACAACGUCGGGGCCAACACCAAUGCUGACGCCAGAGCAAACACCAGUGACAACGUCGGGGCCAACACCAAUGCUGACGCCAGAGCCUACACCAGGGGCUCCAUCAAGACGAAAGCGCUCACCUUUCUUCCCAUCAUCAUAUCAAGAAGACGUCUACAGAAUCUUUAAAAAUAUUGGAGUCAAAAUUGUGACAAACUCUAAUGUGAGGAAACCUUAUGAAUGCUCCUGGCUCAGGUUUGAGAAGAAUUUUGCACAACCAAUGAACGGCUUUGCAAUGCCGCAGAAUGCACCUGCACCUGCAGCACCUGCACCACCUGGAAGUACACAGAAUAAAGAGACCGUCAGAACAUACUUCCCAGAGACCUGGAUCUGGGAUCUGAUCCCUGUCGGAGAAAACGGCUCUGUGGACCUGCAGAAGACGGUCCCUGACACAAUCACUAAGUGGGCAGCUGGAGCAUUCUGCGUCUCCUCUGUGGGCUUCGGAGUGGCGCCAAAUGCCGACCUGACUGCCUUCCAGCCCUUCUUUGUCAGUCUCACCUUGCCCUACUCUGUCAUCAGAGGGGAGGAGUUCACACUCAAGGCCACUGUCUUCAGUUAUCUUUCCCAGUGCAUUACGGUGAAUGCAACUCUAGCGGAGUCUGACCAGUACACAUUUAAAGCCUGCGAUGGCUGCGUGUACAGUGCUUGUGUGUGUGGGGAGGAGACCAGUACCUUCUCAUGGAUUGUAACUCCUACGGCUCUAGGUGAUGUGAGCCUGAAUGUCAGCGCCGAGGCCCUGGAGUCUUCAGAGCUGUGUGGCAAUAAGGUGGCAAUCGUCCCGGAUGUGGGCCGCAAGGACACCGUGAUCAGCACCCUGCUGGUGGAGGCUGAAGGAACCCCCCAGAUGGACAGCUACAACGCUCUGCUGUGUCCUGCAAAGGGAUCAGUGGAGAAGAAUAUUUCUCUGAUUCUGCCGGAGAUGUUCGUUAACGGCUCAGCCAGAGCGACAGUCUCUGUCCUGGGUGACCUGAUGGGCCGUGCCAUGCAGAAUCUGGACAAGCUCCUGGCGAUGCCGUACGGCUGCGGCGAACAAAACAUGCUGCUGUUCGCACCAAACAUCUUUAUCCUCAACUACCUGAACAGCUCCGGUCAGCUGACUCUGGCCAUUUUGGCUAAGGCAAAGGGCUUCCUGGAGAGCGGAUAUCAGAGGGAGCUCAACUACAAGCACACAGACGGUUCUUACAGCGCUUUUGGGAACGGUGACGAGUAUGGAAACACCUGGCUGACUGCUUUUGUGAUGAAGUCCUUCAGUGGUGCGAGUGCAUACAUCUAUGUGGACCCCCAGCAAGUUAAAGAUGCCAGGUCCUGGUUGUCUCGGCUUCAGAGGACAGACGGCUGCAUCGCAUCUGUUGGAAAACUCUUCCAUAGCUCCAUGAAGGGAGGAGUCUCUGAUGAUGUGUCUCUGACGGCGUACGUCGCUGCUGCUAUGUUGGAGCUGGACGGAAGCCCCUCAGACCCUGUGGUGCAGAACUGCCUGAAGUGUCUGAAGGCUGUUGUGGACCAAGGGCUGGACAACCUAUACACCACAGCCCUGCUGUCCUACACCUACAGUCUGGCUGGAGACCAGGAGAUGAGGAAGAAACUCAUCACGCAGCUGAACCAGAAGGCCAUCACCAAGGAAGGCACCAUCCACUGGGAGAGAACGGAAACUUCUGAGAAUGGUCUGGACUCUCUGAAUGUGGAGUUGACCUCCUACGUCUUGCUUGCUCUGCUCACCUCUCCCCCCAUGGAGGGCUUUGGUUUGGAUUACACCUCUGGAAUCGUCCAUUGGCUCGUUCAGCAGCAGAACCCAUAUGGCGGCUUCUCCUCCACACAGGACACAGUGGUGGCCCUCCAGGCUCUGGCAAAAUACGCCGCCGCCACCUACAGCCCACAGGGCACAACUACGGUGAUUGUGACAUCUUUAGGAGGCCUGAACAAAGUGUUCACAGUGAAUCAGGACAAUAGGUUGCUGUACCAGGAGGAGAAGCUUAGCGAAGUGCCCGGAGAGUACAACAUCACAGCUGAGGGCCAGAGCUGUGUGCUGACGCAGAUCUCCAUGUACUACAACAUUCCACCUCCAAAUGACUUCUCUGCCUUCCUCGUCACUACAAGCAUCAUGGCUAAAUGUAACUCUGCACAGCCACAGCUCAUCCUCUUGGUUUUUGUCAGGUAUCAGGGAAGGAGAGAAGAAACCAACAUGGUCAUUGUCAACAUCAAACUUCUGUCUGGAUACGUUCCAGAUCAGGCCUCCAUAAAACAGCUGCAAAGCUACGCCUCUGUGAAGCGAGUGGACGUGGAGAAAGGAUUUAUCAACAUCUACUUGGACGAGAUGAAGAAGGAUAUAAAGCAGGUGUUCAGUGUGACUUUGGAUGAGGAUCAGCAGGUCAGGAACCUGAAACCAGCUGUGGUCAAAGUCUAUGAUUACUACCAGACAGGUGAUCAGGGUGUUACGGAGUACACGUCCCCCUGCGCUGAGAGUGACAACAUCAACGAGGUGUGAAUAAAGAUACGGUACCAGUCUUCUUUCAGAGGAAUCGCUGUCAAACACGUCCACGGGAUUGGUUUGGUUCAUAGACUGUUGCUUCGAAAUCAUACUGUUUUGAACUCUUUUGGUCAGGGUUUAUUGUAGUGUGAAAACCUUUGUCUUAAACUUUCAGGGUUUGAGUGUUUUUGUGUUUAUCUUGUUACAACACUGGAACUUGCACAUAAUUAACUGAAUUUAAGAAGCAGAAACAGCUGCUCUGUAAUGUUUUCUUAAUAGAUUUGACAAAUCCACAUUAUUCAUGCAUGAUGCCAAUAAAAUAGUAUGAUCAAAGUACUGAUUGUGUUUGUCUGAUGGGGUCUACUCUCUGGGGGGGAUACGUUUUAGUCUUAUUGGGGUAUGGUGAGUUGAUCUGUGUAAUGCUGAUGUUGUACCGGUUAAAAUGCAACAUUACCUUAUGGUCUUGAAUGUAGCAAACAAUAAAGUGUCUAAAAUCA